Mollisia scopiformis is the source of this 1257-nucleotide messenger RNA. Its product is annotated as NTF2-like protein. NCBI's taxonomy places the organism in Eukaryota, Fungi, Ascomycota, Leotiomycetes, Helotiales, Mollisiaceae. The record is from RefSeq and is a predicted model, not a curated record. The transcript is spliced from 4 exons. Gene Ontology annotation, biological process: polyketide metabolic process. The coding region runs from base 1 to 1257 and encodes 418 amino acids.
AUGGAGGGAGAAGAACGUCCGACGCUCGAGGAGCUAUCAGCUCUGCCAGAGAAUGCUCUCGUUCAGCUUCCUCUCUCACGUCGAGGGCGGGGCCCAGGAUUAUUGAUAUUCCUACCCCAAGAUUACACCCCGCAAAAGAAAGAAAAAACGACCAAAAGUCUCGAUCCAGAGCCAUUACAGAAAUGGGCUGAAGAAGGAUUCGCCGUUGUUCAACUUACCAUUGGGCAGGAUGACGACCCGCAAGAGACGUAUCUGAAUACCAUGGACGCAGUCAGAUUUCUGCUGCGGCUACCAGAAUGUGCCGAAUUCGAGAAAGUCGGGGUCGUGGUGUAUGGAUUGAAUCCAAGCUUUGAUCAGUCUCCCGUUGCUGAUGUCUGGCGUCAUCUGUGGAACAUACGGAUGAUUGCAGCCAUUAUUGCUUUCACCGACGACGAUGUUGGGGCAUGUCAACCGAAUCGCAUCAGAAAUCAUCCACUUCUAGUACAUUCGACGAAGGAAUUCAUGCCCUCUCGAGAAUCAGAGGUCGUGUAUUUCUACGAGACUGCAAAAGUAACGAAUUUCGUUCUUCCGGGUCACGAGAAUUACAUGCCUGGUCAUGCUGGAGUUGCUCAUACCAGGAGUCUUGGUUUCUUGAAGCAGAAUCUUGGCGGGCCGUAUUUUGACCUUGAUGCUAUCUGGGAAGAGCAUACUUUGUUUGAAUUUGGAGAGCGGAAUGUAGAAAAGACGAUGAGCACGAUGGUGAAUGAGCCAUAUGUGAAUCACGUGCCGACAAUGACAGGUGGGAUUGGGAGAUCUGCUUUGACAAGCUUUUAUCGUGACCAUUUCAUAUUCAACAAUCCAGACGAUACACAGCUUGAACUUAUCAGUAGGACGGUUGGUGUGGACCGAGUUAUCGAUGAAUUCAUCUUUAGCUGCACUCAUAACAAAGUGAUAGAUUGGCUUGUCCCUGGCAUUCCACCAACUGGCAAGCAGAUCCGAGUUCCCUUCACAUCAGUAGUCAACAUUCGAGGAGAUCGUUUAUACCAUGAACAUAUUUCAUGGGACCAAGCCACACUCCUUCGUCAACUUGGUCUCCUCCCCGAGUAUCUCCCAUUCCCAUACGCACUCCCGGAUGGAAAGAAGCCAGGAAAGGGGAAACGGUUUGAAUAUCGUGUUCCUACUGCAGGAGCCGAGACUGCUGAGAAGUUGGUCGAUGAGAGUUCUGUGAAGAGUAAUGAGAUGUUUGGGUUUGAGAUUCGCGAGGUGGAUGACACUUAG